Messenger RNA from Zalophus californianus (California sea lion), 3941 nucleotides. Its product is annotated as protein Ycf2-like. Lineage: Eukaryota; Metazoa; Chordata; Mammalia; Carnivora; Otariidae. The record is from RefSeq and is a predicted model, not a curated record. The transcript has 12 exons. The coding region runs from base 76 to 1221 and encodes 381 amino acids.
AUGGUGGACCAGGGAUAAGGGUUAGGGUCAGCGUCUGUGGAGAAAGGAGUUCCGUUAGAAUUUUCGCUCUGGGGCAUGAGGGAUCUGCGGGGUAAGGCGCACAGAGCCGUGAGGAGACGCCGUAAGGCCCGCGGCCAGGGCGCCCGAGGCCAGGCCCGGGUCCACGGGUGGUCGCACCUGGACCCGGGAAGCAGAGGGGCACAGAUGCUGCGAGAAAAAUUGUGGGUGCCCUGGAACGGGCUCAUUGUGAUCGGGAAGAGAAUGGAUCUCCUGGGUAGAAAUACACAAAAGCCUAGGAUGUGCGACCCAAAGCUUGACUCUGAGUACUGGGGACGAGAAGAUGUGGAAAAAAUGGUCUUGAAAGCGAAGUCAGGCCAAAGUCAGGAAAGGAUGGAUGUGAAGCUACUGCACAGUGUAGCAAAUGCAUUACGGGCUUCAGCAGGUUUGGGGAAAAACAGCCCAAAGGAGAUGGGGGGAAAGCAAGAAAUUAGAGGCAAAAUAGGCGCUGAAUCCGAGAGUGCACGGACUACAGCAGGGUCUAGGAAGGGGUCUGGCUUUAAAGAGAGGUUGAAAUUUACUGGAGUGGGGACCGGAGGAGAGGACUUGAGAUCCAGACCACAUACACUAGGGCAGAAUGAGGAGGAGCUGAGGUCGAGUGGAGAGGAGCUGAGAUCGAGUGGAGAGCAGCUGAGGUCGAGUGGAGAGCAGCUGAGGUCGAGUGGAGAGAAGCUGAGAUCAAGUGGAGAGAAGCUGAGAUCAAGAGGAGAAAAGCUGAGGUCAAGUAGAGAAAAGCUGAGGUCAAGUGGAGAGAAGCUGACAUCAAGUGGUGAGAAGCUGAGUCUGAGUGAAGAGAACCUGAGGUCAAGUGGAGAGAAAGAGGGAUCCAGGGGAGAGAAGCCGGAAAGUAGUGGAGAGGAUUUGAGAUCCACCGGAGAUAAACUGCAGUCAAGUGCAGAGAAGCUAGAGGGUUCAGGAAUGGAGAGCAUAACUGAAGAGACAACUGAGAGAAUGGUAGAAGUUACUGGUGAUGAAAAAUGGAUUAAAGUUCCUGGUGCUGAGAUGGAAAAUCGUUUUGAAAAGGCGGAAGGAAGUGACGAAGAGCUGGAAGGGACUGAGGAAGCAAUGGGAGUUGAGGAUGUCUUGGGUGGAGUGAAUGAUGUUGCUGAUGAAUCUGUUUCUAUGGAAGAGAAAGAGGUUAUAGAUGAAGGUAAUGGUGAAUGAGGCAGAUGAAGGACUGAAGCUAAUGAAGGAACGAGAGUCAGAUAGAGGGUGUUGCCAGUCAAGGAGGAGAAAUUAGAGCCAAGCAGAGCAUUACUGACUCUGAAGAGGUAAAUAUGAGAGAGGUAAGGAGAGCAUGGGGAUGAAGAAUUUGUAAGGGUGAAGGUGGAGGCUAGGGCCAAAGGACAUGAAGAAGAAUGAGAAGGAGGGAAAUGGGAACAUUUUGAGGAGAUAGAAAGGAUCUGAUAAUGUCUUGCUAUGUCGAGGAAAGGUGGAGAUUUUUUUCUUGGAGAAGAGCUGUGACUGAAGGGCUUGUUGGGAAAUGUUCGAGAAACGGAUUUGGGAGGAGCUAGAGGAUUUUGUUUAAUGUGUGGUUGGUUUAUAAGAUAGAGAAGAAUGCAUAGUGAGAAAAAUGGGGAAUUACAGCAGGAUAAAGGGUGGAUAAUGAAGGUUGUGAAGGAAGAUGCAAGCUGGAGCGAGGAAAGAAAACUUCUGAGAGGAUCCUGAAGAGGAAUGAGGGGCUCCAAAGUGACACAAGCAAGAGAAAAGAAAGAAGUGAAGAAAAAAACCUCAUUUUGGCCAACCACAUCAUCUAAUAGCUUCCAGAGAAAGAGACCAUGGGAGAUCUCUGCCUUCCCAAGAUCAUCUACUCUUAGCCUCCUCUGGUGAAUCUCAGAGCACUGAGAAAUUGUUGCCUCUUUGAUAGGCGGCUUACAUAGGCAUGAGAUCAAGACAGCUGUGUGGGUCUCUCAGAUGGCACUGCACAGCAUAUAAAUCAUGAACCAAAUAACCAGACUUGUUCUUGGCUGGAUUACAUGUUCUCCUGAGAUACCAGAAUCAUUCCACCGAGGCCAUGGAAAGAAAUAGUGAAGAUCAAGACACCAUGACAAACGGCAGCCACCUUACAGUGCGAUGCUCGACAGUGAGAGGCUGGGGGUUCCAGCCAGGUGCCAGGUGGCCGUGGUGACCUUGACAGCACGUGACCUCUUUAGGCUUCGCUUUCCUCGUCUGGACAGACAGCAACAGCGCCGACCUUGGGGCUGGUGCAUAGUACACCAGAUGGAUGGGAGGAAACAGAACUUGGAAGAUCUAACUCGCAACGCACCGCCCCGUCCCAGGACCAGAAUCCGCAUGUCUGACGACCGCCCCUCCAGCGCUGGCCCCGCGGCGGCGCCUGGCCUGAGCCCCACGGGCCGGCGAGCCUGCCACCCAGGGGGAGAGCUGCCCGGCAAGAGGAGCAAUCUCAGACGGAGCCUCGAGAGGAGUUGACUGAUUGGCUACAGGAACCAGAGUAAAACUGGGAGCACCAGGGCAUGAACCCUUUUCACACCUCCUGGAACAUCACAUCUAAGGCCCAAGCCUGGGAGCCACCCCCGCCCCUUGGUGUCCAUCUAGCAGGGGGGACAUGAUGGAAGAACAUGGAACUGGGUCCCCAGAGUGAUAGGUCUCUGCAAGGGAUCCUAGUCUCGACGGUGGACUCUGGGUGCACCAAAGACUCAUCACCCCACCGGCCUUUCUCCUACAGCCGCAGCUGGACAAACUCUUGGUCUCCACACUGUAGGUGCAGAGGUGCCUCUUGACGUCGUUGUGACACUUCAUGUGGCGGUUCAGCAUGCGCUGGUAGGUGAAGGCCUUCUGGCAGAUAUGGCAAGUGAAGAGGUCUCCACUGGGACUGUCCCCGAGGGUCACCUGUGGGCGAGGAUGGUGUCUGUGCCAGCCGUCCAGGAGCAGGGGCUGCAGAUGCAAGGCCUCAGAUGCCGACGGGGCCGGAAGCGGCACACUCGCGUGAGGUGAAGACCACCGGGCACGUGCCUCAAGGGACAGCUAACCACCAAGUGGACUCCAGAGCUCACUCUGGACGCGGCAUGGAGGGGAAGCCAGCAGAAGGGGUUGAGCCGGGCUCAUGUCUCCCGCUUUUCCUAGGACUAGCAAAGAGUCCAGGUAGAGACAAACAGAACGGAAACCUCUUCCCUCUUCUGUCUUUCCGUAUCGGAUAGCGUGAGUGAAGCUCCUGGAAGCUGGAGCCCGGCCACAUGGCCUGCGCAGGCAGCAGCUGAGGGAGGAGUGACAACAGGCGGUGGCUGCAGCUACGCAUCGCCCGCCCACAGCUGUGGAGCCCAGCAAGGCCAGACCAGCCGGCCCUCUCCCUACUCCCUCGGGCCUUCGCCGGUUCCCCUGCGGUCGGCCCAGCUCACCUCUGCUGGAUGACGCCGAGGUCACGGGCAGCUUUCCACCCAAGGACCGGCUCCCCCCUUCUGGCCCCCAGCAAGUCCCCUGUCUCGCAGACUGCAAGCUGGCCAAAUACCGGACAGAAGGCCAGGUCCUACCCCUCGCCGGGCCUCGGGUCAGGGCCGCUCUCUAGGGCGAGCAGGACUCUCCCUCCCCAGAAUGAUGAGGGCAAAUUCUCACCUGUGCCCUCCAGGUUUUGACCCGGACCAACCAUCUUGGCCGAUCCUAUAGAGUGAGAGGUCUGCACAGCUCCCCUCACCUGGACAGCACCAGCAGGCGGCACAGAGCACCCAGAAGCCCUUGCCUGUCACCUGAUGGGACAGCCCCUGGGAUGGAGGCCUCCCCCACCACUCCCACAACGGCCACCAGAACUGUGGUGGGAGAAAUCACCAGGAUGCAAGGAAGUCAAUGAUUUGAACAAACGGAAUUUCUUUGUCCUUUGUAAAAGUCAACACAUGAUCUGUUACUGAUUGGGAUGUGAAAUAAAACUAAAA